Drosophila ficusphila is the source of this 3853-nucleotide messenger RNA. It is a transcript of the gene Cpr78E, whose product is annotated as endocuticle structural glycoprotein ABD-5. NCBI's taxonomy places the organism in Eukaryota, Metazoa, Arthropoda, Insecta, Diptera, Drosophilidae. Bases 2918 to 3487 code for a protein of 189 amino acids. Gene Ontology annotation, molecular function: structural constituent of chitin-based larval cuticle. The record is from RefSeq and is a predicted model, not a curated record. The transcript is spliced from 2 exons. Gene Ontology annotation, cellular component: chitin-based extracellular matrix.
GCCAAGUUGUGGGUGGUUCUGGGACCAGGAUCCCAGGUUCCCAAGACUCCACACGGAAGUGGGCGGUUUUCGACGGCCCCUGUUGCCAGGUCCCCAGAUAAACCACACCCACACAGAUACACACACAGUGACGAUAAUUUUUCAUCUUUCCAAUAUCCCACUCGACUGGCAAAAUAUUCGCUUUGCCUUUUGGCUAAAAAUAUUUAAAAAUCCAAAAAUCCACUCGUGUCGCUGGCGGCCGCUUCAACCUACUACGGCCGCCUGUUUUUCAUAAUUUUCAGUUUUAUUUAUUUAUCCUAUACAUACUCGUACGUCCGCAUAUAUUGCUGGCUCUCUGGCCGGCCGUCCGUCUGUUUUUUGUUGUGCGACUGCCGAAAGUUCUGCGCCUUUGCGCUGCCCGUCUCACUUGGCAAGUCGUCGUGUUUGUUUAUCCCACCCGCCGACUUCCCGGCUUUCCCAGCCGCCGCCACCCUUGGCCGUGCAUUCUCCCGGUGGCUUCCCACAUUUUCGCGGCCUUUGUCUCCGCCGGAUUUCGGAGUAGGUGGAUGCCGAUCCUAAUUGCCAGCGCCGGGGAACAAAUCACAACUUAAUGGCCGAGUGGUGUACAACUUCCUCGCCCAGAUAUCUUUAUAAAUAUAUAGAGUAUGUGCGCAUAUAGCUGGCAUCGGAAGACAGCUGUGUGCAUUGGCAGAUGCCAUCAGCAUCAGCAUCAGCAGCAGCAGCAGCAUCGGCAUCAUCAUCGGCUCGUCCAUCCCGUCCAUUGCGUAUGUGGGGGAAGUCCAUAAAAAAAGAAACCAAACCAGCACACAGUUAUAAAAAUAAAACUAUUUUCGUAUGGCCCGUGCAUAUAGACGCUCGAUCGUUAGACAGCAGCGCCGAUCGGCGCAGCCACAGUCGACUCUUGGCACAGUUUUCCAGAGCACAGAUUGGUCCAUAAAUCAAUCGAACCAAAUUAAAUUAAUUCAAUUCCCGAACACGCAAAACACAAGAACCAAUCUCAUCGCGGCAACAUGUGUUCGGAUCUGUAUGUGUCGGAUAGACUAAAAGUUAAUGCAUAAAUUCUAGUCGAUUUGUCUUUUUCCGCUUACUGAAGUUUUAUUUGAACAACGUCAGGAAAGGGAAAAAGGCGUAUUUACUAAGAGUUUGGCCAUCAGUUUCACCUUCAACGGAGCAAUGUGUCCACUCCUCUUCGUUAAGGUGAGUAUGCCCCAAUUUCCUUCAUAAUUGCGAAAGUCUCAUGGGGAUAUAUUUCAUCUGGCUAAUCAAAGUCACCAGUUUCAACGACGCAUGCCACUCAUUUUGCGGCUCGUUUGUACUCAUUAUUAUCGAAAUCAUUAGCAGCCAACAAACAUGUCCCCGAACCAGACAGAAAACUCUAAUUAAACUCAAAGGGUGGACCCUCAAUCUUUUCUAUAGAGCUUACAAUUUUAUUAUUCUAAAUUAAAAAACACAGAAAGGGAGUAAGAAGUAAUUUUGGUAAAAUUAUAAAUCUUCAUAUUUUCAGUUCCAUAUUACAAUGAAAAAAUGAAAUGAAAACCUAUGGAAAAUCGAUUUAGAAUUGAAAAUGGCUACCCCUAAAGUAUUUGAAAUACGUGUUUGCAUUUGAAUUCUAAAAAGUUAGGUCCUCUAAUUUCAAAAGAAAUGAAAUUACAUAGAAUGGAAAAAUAUUUUCCGCAUAUAUCAAUUCAGUAACUUUUUCUCGAUUUAGAUUUUUCUGUUGCUCAACUUUUAUUCUGAAUUUUGGCGAUUCGAUUGGUAAUGAAUUAUUUCACAACCCGAACAAAGAAACAAUACUUGCCAGAUUCCCCGGUAUGCGAAAUUUAACAAAUUGCUUCGCCCGCCGGCAGCAGAUCCAAUUCAGAUCCAAAUCGGGGCAUUCUUCGGCAUUGCUGUACCGUUUCAAAUGAAACGAAAAUUAAAUGUAAAAUUUAUUGUUGCAUAAACAAAAUGCCAGGAAACCGACCGCAUCCAAAUCGAACGAUGCGUAUGUGGCACCUUUAAGUAUUCUGCCCCUGCCCGCGAUGGUUUUAGCCCAUCCUCGCCCGCAUCCUCAUUCGCAUCUCGAUCUCCAUCUCCAUCUCCUUCUCCAUUUCCAUCCGAAUCCCCAUUCCCAAUCCCCAACAUCUCCAUCUGACCGGCUGCUAUGUGGAACGCAUAUAAUAUGGUCGGCUGGAGAGGAUGGAGAACUUAGUGCUGCCUCAUGCCCAGUGGCCAAAAAUAACAUCAAUGGGGGCAGAGCGCGGUGUGUUUGCUUUGUUUAUAGUUUUCGUGUAAACAAUUGCAAGCGGAAAAACCAAUCCGGCAUGUUCGCGUUCGAGAAAAAUCGAAUCUGGAAAAUGCCCAAAAAAUGUAAAACCGAAGCGGUUGCAGCUGAAAUGGAACUCAAGAGCGUAGGGAAAAGUGAGCAGGGGAACCACAUCUAUCUUUAGUAGUCAUAAUUUUCAACAAUUCGAAAGAAAAAUAAAUCUCGGACCAGAAAAAAAAAGAAAAGCCCUUAAACGGUUAAACAACUUUUAAUGUAAUCAAAGAGAAACGCAAAAUUAUUGCGAAAUUAUUAUUAAUACAAAUUUGGCUAAUGUAUGAACUCAUAUUUCUUAUGAUCACAACAGUAAACAAGAAAUUAUGUUUUGGGUCAAUGUCGUAAAAAAUGUAGUAACACAUGUCGCCAAUUCAAUCAGUUUCGAAUCUCUCGAGUUCAGAUGUUGCUUCCCACCUCUUCGAAUGCUUCGAUGCCGGGGCGAUGAGCAAUAAGACCCUGGACAUAAAUUAGGAACCCCGAAUUGCAGGCCGAGAUUCGGAAUUGCAAUGGGAGAUGGGAGAUGGCAGAUGAGCCUGGAUCCCACACAGUACAUAUUGCCAUAUUGUGUGUAUGUAAGUGGCUGGAUAUUGUCCGAUAACCGGUAAGCAGGCGACCGCAAUGCCAAUUCCAAUUCAGUUUUGGCAAUAUAAAGAGCUGUCUUCGCUGAAUCAGAGUCAAAUCAAAGUCGGCUCCCCAUCCAGACAGCAGCAUGUUCAAGAUUGUGAGUAUCGCAGCAUCGGGAAGAGACCACCACUAGGAUUACCCCAUUCCAAAUCGUCUCGCCAGGUCAUCAUCUCGUUGGCCCUUUGCCUGGCGGUCGUUCUGAGUGCCCCGGUGGACCAUGUGACCUCGACCACCCAGCCGCCGGUGGCCAUCCUCGAGUCCUCCCACGAAAAGCACGAGGACGGAUCCUACAACUUCUCCUAUCUCGGCGAGGACGGCACCCACCGCCACGAGGAGGCGGUGGUCAGGAACCAGGGCACCGAGAACGAGUACCUCGAGAUCAGCGGCUCCUACUCCUACUUCGACGCCAAUGGCAAGGAGGUGACCGUCACCUACAAGGCCGACGACCACGGAUUCGUUCCCGAGGGCGGCGCCAUCCUGCCCCAGAUUUCGCUGGCCGCCAAACAGGUCAGCGAGCAGGUGUCCCAGCCAGAUCUCGACUACGUCAAGCCCCCUAAGCCCUAAGUCCCCAAAGGUUCAAUAAACGAAUGGUGCAACUGACAUGGAACUUAAUUCCGGUGUUCUAACUUUAAACUUCAGAGUUAGGAAGCAAUGCAGGUGGCUUGAGGUAAUUAGCUGAAGAAGUUUAUAAUUUUAAGACAUUGAAGUAAACAUUUAAAUUAAGGGCUGAGAAAUUGCUGAUCAAAUAGGUAAUCAAUCAAAUCUUUUUGGCCUAUUUAUUUACACGUAAACAAAGGUUUCCGGAUUGUUAAUUAUUCAACUGAAAGGAAAGUGGUCUGCAGAACACGUUUAUGAAUACCUCAGACAACAAUACAUUUUGAUGAACGGAAGGUAGUUUUAAUUAUAUCCAGUACCAUUUAGCGUGGUGAU